Molecule: messenger RNA, 1911 nt
Organism: Asparagus officinalis (garden asparagus)
Lineage: Eukaryota; Viridiplantae; Streptophyta; Magnoliopsida; Asparagales; Asparagaceae
Product: cytochrome P450 704C1-like
Exons: 5
Coding region: 238-1749 (503 amino acids)
Molecular function (GO): iron ion binding; heme binding; oxidoreductase activity, acting on paired donors, with incorporation or reduction of molecular oxygen
Source: RefSeq, a predicted model, not a curated record
AAAGCCACAAAAACCAACUUACCUCUUCAAAAUAAUAACCGCUCCCAAGCAACCUCUUAAUAAUAAUUGAGGAUUGUCAUUAGAGGACAUUAAGAAGUUCCACUGCUAUAUCCAUUCUCUCCAUCCAUUGAAGCGGUCUCUUCACAGUCUCUCCGUCCGAACCCCCAAAGUACUGAACCAAGCAUGCCAAAAUAACCCCAAAUAUCCUCUCUGAUCCUUCUCUUCUCGUGACAGUUAAUGGAAAUCCUUGCAACCGCAGCAACUUCUUUGCUGCUCCUCCUAGCUCUCUAUUUUCUCAUACUAAAUCCAUGGCUGAGGACAAAGAAGCGAAAUUAUCCGCCAAUCGCAGGCACCGUCUUCGGCCAGUUGAUUAAUCUCCAUCGGUUGCAAGAUUUCCUGACCGAUAUCUCGAAGCGACACAAGACUUUCCGGUUGCUCACCCCCUUGGGAAUAAAUUACGUGUUCACGGUUGACCCUGUCAAUGUUGAAUACAUCCUCAAAACCAACUUCGCCAACUAUGGAAAGGGAGAAUUUGUUCGCGAUAUCAUGAAGGAUCAGCUAGGAGAUGGAAUUUUCGCAGUGGAUGGCAAUAAAUGGCGACACCAGAGAAAGGUUGCGAGUUAUGAGUUUUCAGCAAAAGUCUUGAGAGAUUACAGUGGUGUCGUAUUCAAAAGCAAUGCUAGCAGACUUUCAAUGCUAGUCCUUGAAUCUGCAAGAACUGGACAGAUGAUAGAUAUAAAUGAUCUUUUCAUGAAAUCGACAUUAGAUUCAAUAUUCAAAGUUGGGUUUGGAGUGGAACUUGAUACAUUAUCCGGGUCCAACAAAGACGGAAAGAUAUUUGCGCAGGCAUUUGAUGAUUCAAGCGCCCAAUUGUUGCGGCGUUUUGUUGAUGUUCUCUGGAAGAUGAAGAGAUUCUUGAACGUUGGCCUGGAAGCUAAAAUGAAGAAGGAUAUCAAAUUUAUCGAUGAUUUUGUGUACACCCUCAUUAAUAAGAAGAUCGAGCAGAUGUCUAAACAACAGAACAAUUUCAUGAAGAAAGAAGAUAUAUUGUCAAGAUUUUUAAAUGAAAGAGAGAAAGAUCCUGAGAAUAUGAGCUUAAAAUAUCUUCGAGAUAUAAUACUCAAUUUCGUGAUAGCAGGCAAAGAUACAACAGCAGGAACUCUCUCAUGGUUCUUUUACAUGAUGUGCAAGCAUCCUAGUGUACAAGAGAAGGUAGCGGAAGAAGUGAAAAAAGUAACAAAAAGAAAUGGGAAGAUUCAAGUGGAUGAAUUUGCAGUGACUUUAACUGAAGAAGCUCUCAACAGAAUGCAAUAUCUCCACGCAGCAUUGACUGAGACGUUAAGACUCUAUCCUGCUGUUCCGGUGGAUGUGAAGUGUUGUCUCUCUGAUGACACAUUGCCAGAUGGACUCAAUGUUGACAAAGGAGAUCUGAUAAGUUACCAACCAUACGCAAUGGGAAGAAUGAAAUUCUUAUGGGGAGAGGACGCAGAAGUUUUCCGGCCUGAAAGAUGGCUCAAUGACUUUGGAGAUUUCGAGCCUGAAAGUCCUUUUAAAUUCACUGCUUUUCAGGCUGGACCUCGAAUCUGUUUGGGAAAAGAAUUUGCUUACAGGCAGAUGAAGAUCUUUGCAGCUACACUGUUGUACUUCCUUAACUUCAGGCUCUGGGAUGAAACAAAACCUGUCAAUUAUAGAAGCAUGGUGACACUACAAAUUGAUGGUGGACUCUAUGUUGGUGCCGUUGAAAGAUGAAAUGCUGGUUUUAUGAAAGGUAGAUAUUGGAAAAUUGUAAUUAUAUUAUGACGCUUUGAUACGUAAGUAUGAUGCUCAGUUUAGUAUAUGUUCUAUUUGUCAAAUACAAGUUUCCAUAUUGGAUGAAUUAAGAUACUGAGAAUUAUGUUGAUUGAGGAAUAA